Molecule: messenger RNA, 231 nt
Organism: Fomitopsis serialis
Lineage: Eukaryota; Fungi; Basidiomycota; Agaricomycetes; Polyporales; Fomitopsidaceae
Product: DASH complex subunit Dad4
Exons: 2
Coding region: 1-231 (76 amino acids)
Biological process (GO): attachment of spindle microtubules to kinetochore
Cellular component (GO): DASH complex; mitotic spindle
Source: RefSeq, a predicted model, not a curated record
AUGGAGAACCCCCACGCGGAGCGCCAGAAUGUCCUCCUUCAACGCAUCAUCAAGAAUGCGGACAAGUGCACUGAGAUGGUCGUUGAACUCAACCACUGUCUAGAGGAAGUCAUACGAGCCAAUGCUCACGUGAAGACAGCCGCUGAUCUGGUGACCAAGUACAGGAAGAACGUGCAGUAUAACCUAGAGGCAACGCGAGCAGCAGAGGGAGCAGUGGUUGAAGAUGAAUGA